AUGGUUGCAAAAGUGCUAGAAUUAUUCGAUGAUUUACGACCUUACGCCUUAUUAUUAGAUUACGAAAAAAUCUCGCCAGAUCCACAAUUUUUACAUGGAAUUAUCGAUUAUUACGCCAAACCAAAGGUUCUUAUGAACUUCUAUGGUAGAUAUCAUAACGAGGAAACGUUUUACAAAUCAAUUUCAAAUUUACUCGGAAAAACAAUCACUUCGAACGAUUUAGUUGAUAACUCUAUUGUUAAACUCAUAUUACCAUCACUUUUAGCUCUUACAGUUGAAGAUUCAAUCUCAUUAGGAGAAUCAGAGUUAUUAUCUUAUCCAGACGAAGACAGAAUAGCAGAUUUCGCAGUAAUUUACACUUUCAAAGCAUUGGAAUUGAUUGUCAAUGCGAUUAAAGGCCAAAACAUUGAUGAAUCAGAAUUAUUAUCUUUAAUUUCGAAUAUUCCUGUUUCUUAUCACAAACAGGUCAUCAUAGACAUACUAUCUAUACUUUUCCUGCAAGAUAGUACAGGUAAAUUCGUUUGUACGGCUUCUUUGGCCCAACAAGUUUUAACUGUUUUAGAAACUUUCGCCGAUGAAAAGGAAACAAAAGAAAUCGUAGCAAAUGGACUGAGUAAAUUGCAGAGAGGCAUUGUAAUGAACGCGCAUUCGAUUAGCGAAUGUCUGCUGAGUACUAAGGACUCUGUUUUGGUCGCAUUUUCCAAUUAUGAAUACGACAUGGCGGAAAUCUUGUCAAAAGAUGAUAAAGAAUUGAACGAAAUUUGCAAGAUGGCACAUGCUAUACAUCUCAUUAAGAAUGGUAACCAAGAGCAGAUCCCAAAGGAAUGGUUUACCUCAAAACUUUGGGAAAAUCUCGCAUUGAGUUGGAACCAAAACGAAAAAAGUGACAAAAAAUUUGAUCAAAAAAUUUUCUCUGAAAAAAUUUCUGAUGAAAAAGUAUUGAAAUUAAUUGAGAAGAGGAAAAACGAAGUUGACAUCAAGCCAGUAUUAGAACUAGCAUUGAAACACGUCAAUUCCAAUGAUACUUCUGUUGAAUUUAAUUAUAAUUACAAAUUAUUAAAAGGUUUUGUUGAUUACGUUGAUCUAUACAACAGAACAACAAAGACAGAGCUCGGCACACAAGGUGGAUCUGCAAUUGAUGGAAUUUUACAAAGUACAAAAAUAUCUGAUCUGAAAGAUUUGGAAUUAUUGCUUGGAAAGAACGCAUUGGAGUUUAUUUUAUCAUCAAAGAAGGUCUUCAAUGCUUCUGAUAACAUUAAAUCCCUAAUUGAUGGUAUUUCUCCUUUAAUUUUGAAAACAUCUCAGUUUUAUGAUGCAAAAACUCAGCAAAAACAGAGAAUUACUAAGAUACUCAAGUCAUAUUCAUCUAAAUUCUCUUCUAAUAAGGAGAUUUCUGACUGUUUGAACGAGGAUUUCGAUGAUUUAGAUGUUUUCAUGAUGACUUUUUUGGCAACUUUACAUUCAUUGAAAAAUAUUUCAGAGGAAAUAAUUUAUUUAGCUGUUGAUUUGCUUGAUGACGUAUACUAUUUCAAUAUUCCCGAAGAGUUUGUUGAGAAAAUCCUUAAUAUUUCAAUUUUGAACAAUUUAAUUCAGAUUAUUAUUGAAAUUAGGUUCAGAUAUCCUUUUAUUGUUGACAAAUGCAAAGAAACAAUCAGGAAAGAGAUGCAUCUGAUUGAUUUCAUCAAUGUUUUCCCUGAAGAAAGUAAUUCCCAAAUAGAAACAAUUCUAAAAAGUGGAAUUGAAGUUAAUGACAUGAAUUCUGCUUUAGAUCAACUGAUUGAUGAAGAAAAAGAUGAUAUAGCUCUUGAAAUAGCUACAAACAACAAUAUUUUGGAUGAUUUUGUCACAAAAAUGUCAUCAAAAAUCACUCAAAAAAUCAAAGAAAAUCAGAAAUUCAAUGUUCACUUCACAAAUGAAAAUGUUUCCAGGAAAAUCUUUAAUUCUUUGCCUGAAGAACAGAGAACAUUGACUAACCAGUUGAUCCUCACACACCACAAUGCAAAAUCUUCUUCUCUUCUCUCAAUAAUCAAUGAAUUUCCUGAUAUUGAAUGUGACAAUGAAAUAAUUCACGAAUUUAAUCAAAAAAUUUGUCAAAAAAGUGACAUUGAAAAAGUCCAAAUCAUUAAUAAAUGGUAUGAUAAGUAUUAUAAAGUUAUGAAGAACAAAUCAAUGAUUGUUGAUUAUGUUUAUGAUUUGUUCAAAGUGAUGAUUGAUUCUGUUGAAGUGAACAAUCUCGAAAAUGAAGAAAAAUUUGUAAAAAUCCUUAAAAAAAUCAACAAUUUCUUGAAUAAUUAUCAGUUAAAAGAAGAAAAGAAAAUCAGAUAUUUCUGCAAACUGAUAAAUCUUAGAUUGUUCUUGAGAUUCGGUGUCAAUUACUCCUUCAAAGGAUUUCCAGACAAAACAAACAACAUCAGAGAAAUUUUGAUGAAAUUUGAUGAAAUGAAUUUGAUAUUUGAACAUAAGGAGCUCUUCAAAGAAGAUAACAUUGCUCUUCCUCUACUCAAGCAGUCUCUAAACUGCUGCAAUUUAGGUUUCUUCGAUGAUGCAAUGAAAUUUUUGCAAAAUUGCGAAAAUCCUGAUGAAAAAAGUGAAGAUUUUAAUUCUAUUGAAGAUUUAGUUAAUGAAGGAAUUCGUACAUUAAAACAUCCGAUUCCUUUCGAAUUGAGAUAUUUAGAUAACCCUGUUAAUGUUGAAAUAACUCCUCCUUUCUACAGAAUCAACGUUGUUAUAAUGGGAAGAGGAGGAAUGUUGAUAGGACAAGAUCAAUUCAAGGCUUUGGCGAAACUUAUUGAAUCUUUCACUGGUUUGAAUCAGUGUUUGAGUUAUCAUGUUUCUCUUGGCCAAUUUAAGGAAUUAUUCGAUGUUUGGAGGAGAUUACCUGAAAUUUUGCAGUCAGAGCAUUGCGCAAUAGAAAGAAUUCUUAAACCAGCUGUUUAUUCACAACAAAUACAGCAGUUGUGGCAAUAUCUCGCGAGAAAUGAUAAAGACAGAGAUGAUUUCAAAACUUUGGAAGGAAUUUUGAAUUAUUUUAGAAUAAAUAGAAUGCUUCUAACUUUGGCUGAUGCACAGCUUAAACUUGGUUUGUUUGAAGAUGCUAUAGAGACACUUCUUGAUGCAGAGAAUGAUCAUUCAUCAUGGAAGGAAUGGCUCUCUAAAAUCGACCUUCUUCAAGCAGCAAUAAGUAGAGAAAAAAGUGUCAGAACAGGAAAACACGCAGUUUUUAAGAUUCCUUCUGUAAGAUUUUCUAAAAUUGAACAGCUUUCGAGGUUGCAAAGACAGUAUAUUGAGAUGUGCAUAAACACAAAGAUAAGGUUUAAUAAGUACCAUGAUAUAUUGACAAGCGAUUCCAGUGCUUUGCAAAUGAGUUUAGUUUGUUUGUUUAACCAAGAAUUUACAUUGGCUGUUCAAAUUGCUGACAGCCAGAACUGCUUGCAAGAUGUUGUUGAGCAAUUAGUUGGAAAAGUUGAGUACGCAGGUAUAGAUGUUAUUAAGGACAUUCUUGCGAAAAUGGCUGAUAAAAUGGAUUCGAAUAAUUAUGCUAAACUUGCAACAAUGAUUAUGACAGUUUUGACACCAAAAUUAAAGAAAACAAAUAUUCCUCAGUUCAUUGUUACACAUAUUAAAGGUGCUGAACUUCAAAUUAGUUUACUUGCAAAGUUUAAUUUCUUGCAAGAAGCAAUGCAAGUUGCGAAGAAAUACGGAAAGAAAGAAGGAUACUUAAUUAUAGAAUCAGCUGCAAGUGCAACAGGAAAUCACAAAUUAGCAUCUGAAUGCGAAAAAUUAUCAAGAAAAUAA
Trichomonas vaginalis G3 is the source of this 3795-nucleotide messenger RNA. RefSeq lists its product as uncharacterized. The transcript has a single exon. Bases 1 to 3795 code for a protein of 1264 amino acids. NCBI's taxonomy places the organism in Eukaryota, Parabasalia, Trichomonadida, Trichomonadidae. The record is from RefSeq and is a predicted model, not a curated record.